Messenger RNA from Salvia miltiorrhiza (redroot sage), 690 nucleotides. RefSeq names its product E3 ubiquitin-protein ligase CCNB1IP1 homolog. Lineage: Eukaryota; Viridiplantae; Streptophyta; Magnoliopsida; Lamiales; Lamiaceae. The record is from RefSeq and is a predicted model, not a curated record. The transcript has 2 exons. Gene Ontology annotation, biological process: chiasma assembly. Bases 1 to 690 code for a protein of 229 amino acids.
AUGGAGAUGGAAUGGAAGUUCAAUACAGCACGGAAUCCGAUUCUGCAAAACCAUGAGAAACUUAAACAGAAAUUGGAGGAGGCAGUUGGUGCGUACCAGAAAAUUAGUGAGAGGUGCGGGAUACUUGAGUUGGAGAAUGAGAAGCUUUCCAAGGAAAUACUGCAACUGCAAGAAAAGUUUUCAGAAUUAAGCAGGCAGAAAAGGAAACUCGAUGAAAUGAACAAUCAAACAAUAAAGGAAAUUGAGUCAUUGUAUCGCUCAGCAAUUAAGCGAGCAAACUUAUCUUUUGCACAUUGGUCAGCUCUCACUGCUGACACUCCAGGGCCAAGUUCUCACCCUUCUUUUGGCGCUGGAGUUGGAUCACGAGCAAAUUCUUUAAUGAGUCUAAAGGAUCACAUCCUUAGUCCAAGCUAUAACGCGUCGCGGGCAAGACACAACAAUUCCAACAGACCUUUUGACAUGUCUGGUGGCUCACCUGCAAAAAGGUCAGCUGUACCUACGCGCGCUGAAAGUGGUAAAGGAGUGCCAAGUUCUCACCCUUCUUUCGGCGGGGUUUGGAUCACGCCCAGCAAAUCCUUCAAGAAGGAAUCAUUCACCCAUACAGCAGCCCCAACUCUCCCGUGGUUGAGGGCAAGAGUUCACGUAAGUCCAUUAACUGGCAAGAGUUCACGUAAGUCCAUUAACUGCUAA